Molecule: messenger RNA, 1961 nt
Organism: Drosophila obscura
Lineage: Eukaryota; Metazoa; Arthropoda; Insecta; Diptera; Drosophilidae
Product: G-protein coupled receptor Mth
Exons: 7
Coding region: 16-1611 (531 amino acids)
Biological process (GO): G protein-coupled receptor signaling pathway; cell surface receptor signaling pathway
Cellular component (GO): membrane
Molecular function (GO): G protein-coupled receptor activity
Source: RefSeq, a predicted model, not a curated record
AUCCUCUAAAUUAGAAUGCUGCUGAUAGUGCACGCUUUUGCUGCCAGUCUGCUGGCUGCAGCGGCCUUUGCUGUAACAGAGAUCAACACCAUUCCAGGCUGUGACUACUUCGACACGAUGAACGUGACGGGGAGCCAGCAGCUGGUCAAUGGUUCGUAUCUGUACCAGGGCCUGCUCAUUCCGGCCGAGCUUACGGCUGAAUUUGAUCACAGGAUUCUGCCGGACGACACCACGGAGCCGGUGGAGGUUCAUCUGCGGGGCUGCGUUUGCCGGCUGAGGCCCUGUCUGCGGCUCUGCUGCCACCACUCCCAGUUGAUGGCCAAUGGGGAGUGCAGUGGCAGCAUCGAGAUGGAUCUGACACGACUGAAUCCCUACCUGAACGUGACGCUGGACAACGGCACGGUGGCAAGGCGACACUUCCAGAAUGAGUUUAUCAUUCAGAGCGAUCUGCCGCUUCCCUGCAAUGAUAUGUACCCGCUCAACGAUGGAGAGGAGAUGGAUCAGUACAUAGUGUUUGAGAAUGGGUCCUUCUUCCGAUCCUACGACAGUGCAACGAUGAGCAAGCGGGAAUACUGCCUUCAGCCGUAUCACUUCAACGAAGGCGAGACGGAGUCAUUCCGGAUAGUUGCCCACAUCUGCACGAUUGAGUCGAAAGACGAGAUGGGCCAAACCAUUGUGAUGGUUCUUAGCCUCUUGUGCCUUGCCUGCACGAUCACCGUCUAUCUCUAUCUGAAGAAGCUCCAAAAUCUCCAUGGAAAGUGUUUCGUUUGCUGUCUGAUCUGCCUUUUUGUAGCUUUCCUUGUCCUACUGCUGGACUUGUGGGAGCUGACAAAUGGCUUAUGCAAGACAUCAGGCUACAUUGGCUACUACUUCGUAAUGGCCAUGUUUCUGUGGCUGUCAGUCAUCAGUUGGAAUCUCCGCUCCACAUUCAACUGCAGUGUGAGCGCAGUGAAUAGAUAUUUGCCGAAGAAUGUGUUCCUUGCGUACAACAUCUAUGCCUGGGGAGUGGCAUUCAUCCUCACGGCCGUCAUUUAUAUUGUGGAUCACCAAGUGGAGGAUAUUCCUGAGAAUGAGCCCUGGCUUCCUGGCGUUGGGUUCUACAACUGUUGGAUCAAGACUAACGACUGGUCGGCCAUGUUAUACUUCUAUGGGCCGAUGUUAAUUCUAAUCAUUUUCAAUGUGACCAUGUUCAUUCUCACGGCCAUUCGAAUUAUUGCGGUGAAGCGCGAGCUGCAGGUCAUUGUCGAUCGCCAGGAGAGAAAGCAGAAACUGAACUCCGACAAACAGACCUAUAGUUUCUUUCUCCGACUCUUCAUCAUCAUGGGCGGGAGUUGGAGCCUGGAGAUACUCUCCUACUUGGUGCAGGACGAUCAGAUAUUAAAAAAUGUCUUUCUGGUCGCCGAUUACCUCAACUGGUCACAGGGCAUCAUCAUCUUCUUCCUAUUCGUGAUGAAGCGCAGUGUUUUGAGGUUGUUCAAGGAACGAAAGCAGUCAAGGAUCACACGAAGUGUCGUAAGCAUUAGAUCCCACUCGAGUCGCAAUACGAUUGGACGACAAGCAGCUAAACUCCUGAGGGAUAACCCAUCCUCGCAGUUCUUAACCCAGAUGUAGGAGGCAAAGCCCAAUCUACGGAAAUUUUACUUAAGCCUGAUAAUCUAAUACUUACCACUUACUAUUAAUUAAACCAACCUAUUAAAACACCAUAACCCACUCAAAUUAAAUAUUGCUGGAGUGUCACGCAGACAGUGUCCGCGAAGACCUAUAAAAGGAUUCUCCCAGACGAAAGACAAACACAUUGCGAAAUGGGAUUAGAGGUUAAAUUUCUGACUCGACCGCGUCCCACGCCAUUAACUGUAACUUUGUGCUGGAAAUUAAUGCUGCUUUUACAUACAUAUUUUCAUAUGUAUUUAUAUAUUAUGUACCUAUGUAUAUAUAUAAUUAAUACGGCGCGUUCUGCAUAC